UUAAAAGCUUAUCUUGUGUCAGAGGAGAAGUCCUACGAAUUUUAAAACUUACUCUUUGCCUAUCGUCUUCCUUGCUUUCCUUCAAGAUGAGUAGGAAUACAAUUGUGUUCCACAUGACGCAGAAACAAUGGGUCAUAUAAUAAGAAUAACAUUUAUAAAGUCAACUAUAACAUCUUUGAAGUGAAGGCAUAUUAGUUUCCACUCCCAAUGUGCCACAGUGCCAGUAAUUUAAACGCGUUCCUUGUAACGUGGAAACGGUGCUUGGAUGGAAGCUCGGAGUCGGUCAACACUGGCCAUCUUAGUCGCUGUCCUUGCGGCAGUGCUUGGGUUCCUCUAUCACAAAUACGCUCCUGACCCUGCCGUGGGUGUCAGGGUUUACUUCACCGACAGGCAUGACAGAGAACCUGUGUUACUGAACUCCUCAACCCUACGAACAUUCCCCACCCCCCAUGGGGAUGACAAGCUCUGUGUCAUCGUUGCGGGCUACACUGAGCAAGCUAUUUCUUCAUGGUCCAUACCUCUCGCUCAAGCUUUGUUGAGGCGGGGGCGGGCGGGGGUGGUGCUGCUGGUUGACUACUACCACCUCACCACCAUCAGCAGACCCGCCAUGAACAACAAUAUUGAUAUAGUCGCUAAAACUCUGGCCGAAUUUUUCAGCCAUUUAGCUAACGAUCGAGAUUUCAGCUUAUCCCGUGUCCACGUGCUGUGUUUCUCGAUGGCUGGACGCGUAAUGGGCUCUAUGCCUCAACACCUUUCAACGCCGCAAAAAAUUGGACGAAUAACAGCCAUGGACCCCUCCACGCCCUGGCCGGGCUAUCAUCGUCACCUUGGUCCCGACGAGCUCCUGGACGACGGCGACGCUGACGAGGUCGUCGUCUUGAGGUCUUCCGUCGUCUCGUCGUCGCUGCCGCCCCUGGCACGUGACUUCGUUAUCAACGGCGGCCUCCUGCAGGAGGGAUGCUACGGCUGGCACUGGCCUCAGUUCCUGAGCAACAUCUGCUCUCACUACCGUGCUCACUGGCUGGUCAUUGAAGCGCUACUAAACGACGGAUCUUUUCCUGCUUGUUCCGGAGGCGCGGAAGACCUGGCAAAUUCUUCAUCAAGACGGCGGCAACACCACCCUACAGCCUACCAAUUUCCUGACGUUUUCUAUAUAAUUAAUUUUUGGACUUUGGAUAUGAAGACAUCACACCUCCCAGCCUGAACAUACAAUACAUUCUUAUUUAUAUUGUAUUGCUCUUUUGCCAGGUCACGGGAUAUUCAGGCAUAUUAUUUCCAUUUAGAGUUACUAGGUCUUUGAAUACCAAUAUUAUCAAUAUAAUAGAUAUAUUCAAAAUCUAGUUAUUGACUGAAGGGUUAACCCUUUGUCUAAUGACGGUAAUUGCUAUUUAAUAAUGUUCACUUGAGGGCAUCCGCGAUGUAAGAGAUGCCAUAAUAUUCCAUUAUAACUUGAACAAAUUAAUAUCGGUGCUCAGCUUUGAGAGUUUGCCGACGUAUUUAUUCAAUAAUUAAUUAUUAUUGUGUAAUUUUGUUCAAUG
Messenger RNA from Hyalella azteca, 1538 nucleotides. RefSeq names its product phospholipase A1 member A-like. The record is from RefSeq and is a predicted model, not a curated record. The transcript has 8 exons. NCBI's taxonomy places the organism in Eukaryota, Metazoa, Arthropoda, Malacostraca, Amphipoda, Hyalellidae. Gene Ontology annotation, molecular function: lipase activity. Bases 266 to 1204 code for a protein of 312 amino acids.